AUGUAUCAGUUAUCUAUGGCUCCAGGGAUCGUAGCUCAUUUCAAUACAUACUCAUUGGCUAAAAUGCUACUAUGUAUGUUCCUACCUUUUAAUCAUUUAGAAUUAGGUGAUGCAAGUCAACAAUUUCGUUCAUUGGAUGAUAUAUAUUACUUCGGUGGACAACAAACCUCACCAUAUGAAGUAUUAAUAUCAAGCAAAGAACAUGGUUUAUCUCCUGGUGAUUUAGUCCACUUCCAUGGUAAUCAUUGGAAUGGUUACGCAAAGGUUGAAAAAUUGAAUACUAAUCGUAAAGUAAUGGCACCAGCAUUUAAAUUCUCUCCAAGAUUAAUAACUGCUCCUAUGAUCGGUGCACACGGAAAUCGGUCUGAAUUUAUUAUUGAUUAUAAAUAA
Schistosoma intercalatum is the source of this 390-nucleotide messenger RNA. The record is from the annotation of a GenBank genome assembly. Lineage: Eukaryota; Metazoa; Platyhelminthes; Trematoda; Strigeidida; Schistosomatidae.